Myripristis murdjan (pinecone soldierfish) is the source of this 1813-nucleotide messenger RNA. It is a transcript of the gene sgta, whose product is annotated as small glutamine rich tetratricopeptide repeat co-chaperone alpha. Gene Ontology annotation, molecular function: molecular adaptor activity; protein binding. The record is from RefSeq and is a predicted model, not a curated record. Gene Ontology annotation, biological process: post-translational protein targeting to endoplasmic reticulum membrane. NCBI's taxonomy places the organism in Eukaryota, Metazoa, Chordata, Actinopteri, Holocentriformes, Holocentridae. Gene Ontology annotation, cellular component: TRC complex; membrane. The transcript is spliced from 12 exons. Bases 202 to 1167 code for a protein of 321 amino acids.
AUGUGGCCUCGCCGCCAUGACGCAUCGCGUUACGACAUCACUAUGCGACGAGGUAGCUAACAGGCUAACGCUAACGUUGCCGUUAAAGCAGGCUGGUGUGCGGAGCUAACGUAGCGCGCUAACGCGUAUCGCUCCUGAAACACGGCGACAACUGCAGGUUCUCUCCCAGCACACUGUACUGAGGUUUGAACCUCCAUCACAAUGACAGACACAAAGCGUCUCGCCUUCUCCAUCAUCCAGUUCCUCCAUGAUCAGCUCCGCUCUGGGAAUCUGUCCUCAGACGCCCAGGAGAGUCUGGAAGUGGCGGUGCAGUGUUUGGAGACGGCCUUCGAAGUUUCAACAGACGACCAGAGCCUCGCCGUCUCCCAGACGUUACCGGAGAUCUUCGCCUCCGCCACAGGCAAGCACGCCGCUCCUCCUCAGGUGAAGAUCGACACGACCGCCGACGCCCCCACCGAUGAACAGAUCGCCGAGGCGGAGCGACUCAAAACCGACGGUAACGACCAGAUGAAGGUGGAGAACUUCGCCGCCGCUGUCGAGUUUUACUCCAAGGCGAUCGCCAUAAACCCGCAGAACGCCGUCUAUUACUGCAACAGGGCUGCAGCCUACAGCAAACUGGGCAACUACGCUGGAGCUGUGCAGGACUGUGAACUGGCCAUCGGCAUCGACCCCAACUACAGCAAGGCUUACGGCCGGAUGGGCCUGGCUCUGGCCAGCCUCAACAAACACACAGAGGCCGUGAGCUACUACAAGAAAGCCCUGGAGCUCGACCCCGACAACGACACGUACAAGUCCAACCUGAAGAUCGCAGAGCAGAAGAUGGAGACACCGAGCCCAACGGCGGGGAUGGGAGGAGUGGAUCUGGCCGGCCUGCUGAGCAACCCUGGCUUCAUGAACAUGGCGUCCACUCUGAUGAACAACCCACAGGUCCAGCAGCUGAUGUCGGGGAUGAUGUCAGGAGCGUACGGUCCCAUGGGAGGGGGCGGAGCCUCUGCAGCCGCCGCGCCCCCCGGAGCUGCAGCCCCGCCCGGAGAUUUAUCAGGCCUGAUCCAGGCAGGUCAGCAGUUUGCUCAGCAGAUGCAGCAGCAGAACCCAGAGCUCAUCGAGCAGCUGAGGGGUCAGAUCCGCAGCCGGACGCCCAGCGCCAGCAACGAGGAGCAGCCGUGACCGGCGCCACCGCCAAGUGCGACACCGACGUGCGUGUGUGUGUGUGUGUGUGUGUGUGUGUGGGCGAGCGCAUGCGUGUGUGUGUGUGUGUGUGUGUGGAGAGGAGGAGACCGGCUGUCCCUUUUUCUGACUUGUAUCGUCGCAACUGAGAAGGACAGAGGAAGGUUUUGCUGACGGAGGGACUCGUGCGUGAGCGGCCUCCGACCAGGAAGCAGAGGAGCCGGAGCGGCGUCCACUUCCUGCCGCUGCGUUUAGUUUUAGAGAGAAACUGAGCACCUCUGUCCCGACGCAGGUCGACCUCAUCACUCAUGAAUAAAUAAAGUUUAACUAACAGGAAACAUGGAGCUCCAACUGUGUGGCUGCAGCAGGAAACGUCCCCUUUAACUUCAGUUCACUCACUAAACCCCAAAUUACACUCGAGUUCACUUCUCUUUUUUAUCCCUGCUUGUGAUGGACCUGUGUGUGUGUGUGUGUGUGUGUGUGUGUGAGCGAGAGAGUGUGUGUGUGUGUGUGUGUGUGAGAGAGAGAGAGUGUGCACUGCAGUGUGUCAGUUUGACUUGUCAGUGAAACAGCAUCAAAGUGUACAGACAGCAGGGAGACAGCACUGCUCACUGAAUGGGAAUUAAAGGAGCAUUUCAAAAUUUUA